Molecule: messenger RNA, 1103 nt
Organism: Hippocampus zosterae (dwarf seahorse)
Lineage: Eukaryota; Metazoa; Chordata; Actinopteri; Syngnathiformes; Syngnathidae
Gene: adat3
Product: adenosine deaminase tRNA specific 3
Exons: 2
Coding region: 120-1100 (326 amino acids)
Cellular component (GO): cytoplasm; nucleus
Molecular function (GO): tRNA-specific adenosine-34 deaminase activity
Source: RefSeq, a predicted model, not a curated record
GGGACGCUUUAGUCUGCUGCACCAAGUCGUCACCACGAGAGAAACAUUUAAUGGACUCCUUUUACACCCGAGUACCGAAGUAUUGAUGUCCUAAAGAACUUUUAUUUAUUUUUAAAAAAAUGGAACCAGCAAGUAAGCGGCGAAAAGGCGCGGCAUGUGACCCCGAUUCUUGGACGCCGUACCCGGUCCUUUCGGACGAGCAGAUGCAUGCCGUCGAGCUGGUUGACGUCUUUGCCGCCCCCGUCCUCGACAAGCGAGCAACAUCCCGACUGAUCGCAGAGCUCAACAACCGCUACCCCUUGACAGGCCUGCAGCACGUGAAGAGGGUUCGUCCCACCAAGGCAGAGGAGGGCCGCCCUCACUCCCUGGAGAUCCUCCUGUGUCCCGUCGGUAAAGUUCCAAACUCGGACUUGGGCUCGUUGAGUAUUGGAUGCGAUGGGUUGGGCAAACCCUUCGUUGUCAAGGUACCCGCGCGCCCGGCUUUAACCAGACCCCAAUUUGAGCUGGCAAGCAAACACUGGCCCACCUCCUUCCACGAAGACAAGCGGGUGACCCACGCCCUCCGAGGAGAGUCCUUCAGCCCGGCUCAGAAAGCCCUGAUGCACGCAUACAUGUCGGUGGCUUUGUCUGCCGCCCAAGCGGGGAAGGCCUUGAGGCUGGAGGCCGUGGGGGCUGUAGUGGUGGACCCCAUCUCUGAGCGAAUCGUGGCAGUGGGCCACGAUUGUCGAGGGCGACAUCCGCUAUAUCAUGCCGUCAUGGUGUGCAUUGACUUGGUGGCCCGAGGGCAAGGUGGCGGCCACUACAGGUUGGACGCCUACCCUGCUUGCCGCUCGAUUCCGACAUCCCUCUCCGAAUUGGCGCAGAAGCCGUACAUCUGCACCGGGUACGACCUGUACGUGACCAGAGAGCCGUGCGUCAUGUGCGCCAUGGCGCUGGUCCACUCGCGGAUCGCUCGCGUGUUCUACGGAUCGACUUUUGCUGACGGAGCCCUGGGGACUAAGUAUAAAAUCCAUACGCUGAGAGGCCUCAACCAUCACUUUGAGGUUUACAAAGGAGUCAUGAGGCGACAGUGCGAGGAGCUCAACGGUGUGCCUCUUUGAAGA